Pyrus x bretschneideri (Chinese white pear) is the source of this 1882-nucleotide messenger RNA. Its product is annotated as transcription factor TGA2.3. Gene Ontology annotation, biological process: regulation of DNA-templated transcription; DNA-templated transcription. Lineage: Eukaryota; Viridiplantae; Streptophyta; Magnoliopsida; Rosales; Rosaceae. The record is from RefSeq and is a predicted model, not a curated record. Gene Ontology annotation, molecular function: sequence-specific DNA binding; DNA-binding transcription factor activity. The coding region runs from base 146 to 1546 and encodes 466 amino acids. The transcript has 10 exons.
UUUUCUUCACUUCACUCACCCUGCUCUCUCUCUCUCUCUCUCUCUCCAACUGUUAAAGGUCGUAUGAAGAUCGUCUUUUUUUGCCUUUUCUUUGCUUUAAAGUGAUGCAGGCAGAAGAAAUCACCACCCAAUCAGUAAAAAAAAAAUGCAAAGCUUCAAAGCAGCGUCAACAAACCCAGAAUUCUACUCCCACUCUUCCUUCUAUUUCAGGGGAGACGACAGUGACCGGAACCAAACGCGUUUUACGGAUCUUGGAGAGCUUGAACAGUCCGCUACCGUCUUCCCUCACGAUGAUGUUGUUGUUUUAAGCCCAAGCUCCAUGUUCAGCUUAAAAGCAAACAAUGUUGGCGGUGUACCCGAUAGCUUGCAGUACGGGACCUUGAACGUUGGCGGGUGUUUAGACAUAGGAUCAACUAUAACCGGAACAGGAGGAGGAGGGUGUGUGGACACAGGACAGCAGCAGCCAUACAUGUACCAGCAGCAGAAAGGGACGACGUCGUCUGGAAACGGACACUUUGAGAAUUGGGGUGAUAAUUCAGCCAUGGCUGACAACAGCCAGCAGACUGACACUUCGACGGAUGUUGACACCGAUGACAAAAACCAUCUUCAUGGAGUGCAGCAUGGAGCACUAAUGGUAGUGGAUUCCACAGAGCAGGCAAAGGAAAGAACUACUGGUGACCAAAAGACACUACGUAGGCUGGCCCAGAACAGAGAAGCAGCAAAGAAGAGUCGACUAAGGAAGAAAGCAUAUGUCCAGCAGCUGGAAAAUAGUCGACUUAGGCUUUCGCAGCUAGAGCAAGAGCUUCAGCGAGCCCGCCAGCAGGGUAUAUAUAUUGCAGAUGGACUUCCAGGGGAUCAUGGUCAUUCAGUGGCAGGAAAUGGGGCCUUAACAUUCAACUUGGAGUAUGCACGCUGGCUUGAAGAACAUCAGCGGCUAAUACAUGAAAUGCGAUCAGCUGUGAAUUCCCAUAUGGGAGAUAAUGAAUUGCGGAUUCUAGUUGACAGCGUAAUGACACAUUAUGAUGAGAUAUUCAGGUUGAAGAGCAUUGCUGCAAAGAUUGAUGUGUUUCACAUGCUCUCUGGCAUGUGGAAGACGCCCGCUGAAAGGUGUUUUAUGUGGUUGGGUGGAUUCCGCUCGUCUGAACUUCUCAAGAUACUUGGGAACCACCUCGAACCUUUGACAGACCAGCAGUUGAUGGGAAUAUGCAAUCUGCAGCAAUCCUCCCAACAGGCUGAAGAUGCCUUGUCGCAAGGGAUGGAAGCUUUGCAACAAUCUCUUGUGGAAACACUUUCCUCGCCGAGUCAUUGCCCCACUGGUUCUGAUAAUGUCGCGGACUACAUGGGCCAAAUGGCAAUUGCUAUGGGAAAGCUGGCCACACUUGAGAAUUUCCUUCACCAGGCUGACCUUUUGAGACAGCAAACUCUGCAACAAUUGCAUCGGAUUCUGACCACUCGCCAAGCAGCUCGCGCCCUUCUUGUCAUCAGUGAGCACUUCUCUCGUCUCCGAGCACUCAGUUCUUUAUGGCAAGCGCGUCCUAGGGACUAAUGUUGUUCGCUAUCAGCUCCGCCCCACCUUAGGACCUACAAAAAAAAGUUAGGUAUUUCCCCCCUUGUUAGUAAACCAGCUCUAGUGCCGAGACCAUGAAGAUGGUUAACUAUCAAAAAUGCAGAUUCGGACUCUUCGGACGCCCUUUUUUUUCCUUAUUUUUCCUUAUGAAGCUUUUCGAAACGUCGAUAAUUAGGUAAGGUCGACUGGUGAUUCCCUAGCAUGUAAUUAAGUUAAAAGAAUAUGUCCUCUUUGGCAUAAAUGGAUGGAUGUAUACUCAUUUUAGCAUUAUGUUCUAUACUAAUCGCAUCAGAUAGUCUGUGGGGACUGGAAGCA